Messenger RNA from Saccharomycopsis crataegensis, 1605 nucleotides. It is a transcript of the gene MSC1, whose product is annotated as double-strand break repair enhancer MSC1. Bases 1 to 1605 code for a protein of 534 amino acids. NCBI's taxonomy places the organism in Eukaryota, Fungi, Ascomycota, Saccharomycetes, Ascoideales, Saccharomycopsidaceae. The record is from RefSeq and is a predicted model, not a curated record. The transcript has a single exon.
AUGAAGUUCUCAGUGAUCUUCAACUUGAUCGUCAUAAUUGGGGCCACAGAAGGGUUAUUCCAUAAGCAUGAUAAUGCUCGGUUAUCGCCUUCUAUUAUUAAGUCGUGGACCAGCAAAGACUUACAAGACUACUUAUCUGACUCUGGGGUCUCCUUUGAUUUUGAUUCCGGAUAUGAGCACUUACAAGACCUUGCGAGUAAGCAAUGGUCUAAGGUUGCUUAUCUUGGUAGCCCCAUUGCAACUUCCAGUGCUCUGGGAUGGUGGAGCUCGGUAAAAGAGAAGGUGCCUAGUGUCAAUUCUUGGACCGGCAGCAGCCUUCCAUCUUACCAAGAUAUGGAAAACUUUCAAGAUUGGAUCUUCAACUCCUGGUCAAAACAGGACUUGUACAAGUUUAUUCAUGCACAUGGUGUGAAGCUCUCCAAUACCCAGACUUCACACGUCUUGUCUAAUUCUGAAUUGAUUGAGGUUAUCAAGAACCACUGGUCUGACAUUGUUAAUGAUGUUAAAUCAAAAACCCACAAGCCAGGAAGCUCGGUUUCUGGACGCUAUCCUGGGUACUGGAUUUACGAAUCCUGGAAUGAUAAAGCUUUGAAAAAAUGGUUGGAUCGUCAUGGAAUCGUCUAUAGUAAAAAAGAUAGUCGUUCUGAGUUGAUCAAUUUGGUGAGAUCCCACAUUUAUGCUGUUAGCCAAGAAGCUGGGGAAUUCAUUGAUGGCACCAAGCAUUUUGGUGACUGGAUGAAGAAAUCAGCUCAUGAUAUAUAUGAUACUGUUGGGGAGAGAGUGUCCUUUGCUGCUGACUACACCAAGUAUUGUUUGACUCAUGGCGAGCCAUUUGAGGGCUGGAACGAGGAUGACAUCAAGGAAUAUUUGACUUCAUGCAAACAAGAUGUUAAAGGAUCCCUUAAUAAUGCCCAUGAAAAUGCGAUAACUUUGUUCAAUGAGGGCAAACAUGAGUCGCUUAAGAAGUACUUUGAGAUAAGUUUGAAAGUUAAUCAAAGAAUUGACAAGGAAAAAAACAAUGUCGCUAAAUUCCGAGAUGAUUCUGCUGAUGCGUUAUUGAGGGUUAAAGAGUCGAUGAAGUCGCAAGUUCCACUGUUGUUGUUUGAUACGCUUUCUCUUGAUGACUUGAAGCUUUGGUUGCAGCAACACCAAAAAUCCACCGAAGGAACCGCCGAUGAGUUGUACAAUCGUGCAAUGGAUACUUAUGAGGAGCUAGUGGAUCAGUUGAAGCAAGAAAAUUUGAGAAAAGUUGAUACCGCAGCAAGAGAGUAUUUCCAAGAUUGGAGUUUGCCAGAUUUGCAAGGUUGGUUACAAGUGCAUAAGGAGAACACCGAGGGAACUUUUGAAGAAUUGUAUGAAAGGGCUAUCAAGUCGUUUGACUCGGUGUACACUGGGCUUGCCGACAAUUUCAACACUCAAUUGGCAAAAAUCAAUUCACAAAGUUUACCAAAGUUUGGCGGGACUACCUCAUGGUAUGGAAAAGUAAAGAGCUACUUUUUUGAUGAGAAUCCUUAUCUUAUAAAGCCGGAAGAUAAUUUUGCUACCAAGUUGUACAAGAAGUCCGCGUCAAACUUCAAUCAUUACUUUUUGGGGAAUAGUUAUUGA